UACCGGUGCACCGCGAUUAAGUGGCCAUCCUUUGGGCAAAUGUCGUGACACAGCGGACUGAGAAACUGAUAGAUAAACUUAAGUAGGACUUGACCGCGCGAGCUCUCCACUCCGACUGUCCGUCAGAUGCGGCGAAGACGCUAUCGUGGUUGGAAUUCAGUAGUGGCAUAUAUCCACAGUCGGUUGAACGCCAGAGUGUGUGUACGAUCGGCAGUUUGUGUCGCAUAUUUAUCGGGAUAUGUUAAGUAGUCCGUCGCUGAUGCCGGAUCGUAGUGUCUGGUGGUUGUCGUAACACACGCGGACCGGUGCAAAUCGCCCCCUAUCCAACCUAUAUCGAUUACCGUUGUCUGUGUGUAUGUUGUUUUUCUUCAUGGAUUAAAUGGUGACGGGGCUAAUCAGAUUGUCCGACCGGAAUUGUGAUCCAUAUUGGUGUGAUUGUCGUCGACGGUGCUUGCAACGGUUAUACUGUGCUGGUGUUUUUUUAACAACGUGAUAAGACAAUUUCGUGUCCGGCCUGGUGACAAAUCGCCGUAAUUAUUCACCUCAUCAAAAAUGCGGCUACCGUCGCCACUUUCACACGCUGCUACGGCUGGGAAUUAUCUAUCAUGGAUAAAUUAUCUACUUUUUUGCCAGAUUACUUUCAUAAAUGCUCAAUUCUUCAUACCCAACCCAUCGACGCAGAUGGAUCAGUUUCAGAGUCCCGAUUCUCGAUUCGUGGACACGCGACUCCCCCACCCGAAUGGACCACCACCCAGUCUCCCCGACGGUUUUGGCUCCAGUGCCGGCAUGCCGACGGGUCAACAGGCCGACCAGCCCUUCAGCAACGCCGGCCCCAACCCACCAAGCGCCUCAUCCAGCCAGUUCGCCGACGCCGCGCCCACCCCCCUACCGAAACAUCUGCAACCGCCGCCCGACUUUGUGUGCGAGGAGACCUUUGGUCACUACGGUGAUGUGAUGAACUGCUCACGCUUUUUCGUCUGCGUCUUCGGCAUACCGGUUGUACAGGAAUGCUCGAAAGGCCUGCACUAUAAUGCCCAGUUAGGACUGUGUGACUGGCCCAAGAACACUGAAUGCCCCGGCAAAGGCAGUAUGUCAAGCAAUGGAUUCUUUGCCAUCCCCGGUACAACCACCGAGGCGCCGGUGGCCCGUGGCGCCACCAUCCCCUGGUGGCUGCAGGGCGAAGAUGCCGCGCCCUCCCGCGGUGCCCCGGAACGCCAGCCCCCACCGGCGCCGGCGUCGCAACCCAGUUUCCACGAUGCCCCGCUGUUCGAACGACAAGCUCCGCGUCCCACCAACGCCUCGGAGCUGAUGCAGGGGCCGUUGUUCGGGCCGCCCUUCCCCACCGGAAGUUUCACCACCACCCGCCGACCCUGGUGGAAUCCCUGGCAACCCAACGGCCUAAACAACGACACCUGGCCUCCGCAUGCCCAACCCUCUGCCCAGUCGCCCCUUGGCACGACUACGCCUAAAGGUCAACCGGACUUCCAGAACCUGCCCACACCCUUCCAGGUGCAGCAGGAUUUUGCCAAAUUUCAGCAGGCGUCACAAUUAGCCCAGCAACAGCAGAUGGCGGCCGCCGCCGCGGAGCGGGAGGCACGACCGAAUUUAUUUGGGAGGCCUGACUUGACGGCACAGCUGAAUCCGUCCAUGGACCCCUUGAGUAACCGGGAACUGCAGCUGGCACAGGGCGGCCGGCAAUCGGAAAUCAACGCCCGCGGCCAGACAGAUCUAGGCUCUCGGCAACAAGAAAUGAAUUCGCGUCAGCAAGAAAUGAAUUCCCGCCAACAAGAAAUCAAUUCACGGCAACAGGAAAUCGCUUCCCGACAGGAGCUGUUGUUUGGAAACGGCAUCAGACCAAAUUUCUUCCCGGAAUCGUUCAAUCGCCCAGAUAUGGCGGCCGAUGCCAAGCCUUCACGAAAUCCUGCCGCAGCAAACGCUAACAGCAAAUCCAAAUCAUCGGAAACCACCGGCAAUCAGGCCGACUUGUUCGCCGGCAACCGCGCUCCAGUGCGGCCGGACCAACUCGAACAAAUGUUCGGCUUCCCUUUCAUCCGCCCUACCGGUACCGCUCAAGCCAACGACGGUCCCACUUCCAGCCGCGAAAUCAGCCAAUCCAACCAGUUUUCACCGUUCGGCCGCCUGCCACAACAAGGAUUAACGCCCAGCAGCGGAAACACACCCAGCCCAUUCGGUGGUCAGUUCCCUCCGCAAAAUCAACUUGGCUUCCACGGUGACUCGCCCUUCUUCGGAGCCGCCGGCUUCCCGCAGUUCGGAGCCGACCGGUUCGAAACCACAACAACACCCUCGCCGCGCAGCCCGUCGGCUCAGGGCUCCUCUGGGACCGGUCAGUCCCGGCCCGAUUUUACCGGCCAGUUGUCCGGCAGUCGGCCCGACAACUUUAAUCCGAACCGUUUGCUGGAUUUCGGCGCCCACCCGGCCCGUCCCGAUCUGAUCGGGGUCACCGCCAAUCGUCCGGAUUUUGGCGCACGCUUUCCGAUUUCCGGUUUGGCGGAUGACGUCCAGCAGCAACAGCCACAGCAAAAUGCCCGCACUCCGACCGGCAACUUCCCGUUCCCCGGUUUUUCGUCGCGACCCGAACGGCCCAGUCUAUCCGCGGACAUUCCGCCCGGUUUCAUCCCCGGUGGCGGUAGCCAGCUUAGUCAAGAGCGCCUGCAGCAGUUAGCCCAUGAACGCAUGCAGCAGAUGGCUCGCUUUCCUCCAGACCAACUCGGGAUUCUCGGGUUCGGCUCGGACCGGUUUGCCGCUGAUCAACCCAGCAAUCAGCCGACACCGCAACAGAAUGCCGGUAUAAUUCGCCCCAGCGACCGCAUCAACGGCGGUCAAGCCAACAACGACCGGAAAAAUCAGGAUGACAUGCCCAAUACCUCGGGAUUUAUUCCCCGGGGCAACCAACCCUUCCAACAAAACCCGCCUUUUCAUGACAAUCAAGCACAUGAGACGGAACUAACGCAAUUCGGUCAGACAACCCGCGGACCGUUCUGGCAACAACCGGAAAUGCGAGCGGACGGGCGCACAACAAACUUACCUUUUUGGAUGCAGGGCAGCGUUAACGCCGACAGCAACGUCCCGCCCUUUCCGAUGAACGUCUUCCGGACGGAUUCCCCACGGAUGCCGCCACCCGGCGGGAUCCUUCCCCAACCCCGGAUUCUCCAAAAUAACUUCGGUCGCCCGGCCGAAAUGACCACCCAUCCGGCCAACAUCCUGGAUUUCGAGACAACGUUCGCUAUUGGUCAGGCCAAUGAUGUCACCGAGUCGUUAAGCAGUCCGGUGACUAGCGAUACGCCCCGGCGCGAGGUCACCACGACACCGUUUCCAAUUAACGUGACCACUGCCCGUAUGCCGUGGUGGUUGCAGGACACAACCAACGGCAGCAUGCCGAUUCUGAUGGCGUCGGCUUCGUCCCGCGUGUCGCAGUCGGUGCCGAAUUUAGGUCGGAAUCCGUCGAUGUUCGCCAAAUUUGCCAAACCGGCGGAAGCGCUAGCGUGUGAACGACAGACGUGUAAACUACCGGAUUGUUGGUGUGGUGGGACUGAAAUUCCCGGUGGACUGCCGGUUGGGGAAACACCGCAGAUGAUCAUGUUGACCUUUGAUGACGCAGUGACCAAUCAGAAUUAUCACCUGUACACGUCCAUAUUUAGCGAGAAUCGCCGAAAUCCAAAUACUUGCCCGAUCCGUGGGACAUUCUACGUCAGUCAUGAGUGGAGCGAGUAUUUCUUAGUGCAGAAUUUAUAUAGCGAUGGUCAUGAGAUUGGAUCGCAUUCGGUUACGCAUACUUUACCGGGGAAGAAUUUCACCAAAAAUGACUGGGCGGAUGAAAUCUCAGGACAGCGAGAGAUUUUACACCGCUUCGGUAACGUUAAAGCGGAGGAUGUUAAGGGCAUGCGAGCUCCGUAUUUACAGACCGGCGGAAACAGCCAAUUCGAAAUGCUCUGGGAAAAAGGAUUUUUAUACGACAGUUCCAUGAGCGUUGCGGAAAACAAUCCGCCAAUGUGGCCUUACACACUAGACUACGCCCUUCCGCAUAAAUGCUGGAUACCGCCCUGUCCGACAAAAUCGUAUCCGGGUUUGUGGGAAGUGCCGCUGGUACACUGGGAAGAUCUGCUGGGUUACAGAUGUGCCAUGGCUGACGCGUGUCAUAAUCCGGGUGAUGCCGAUGAAGUGUACCAGCUCCUAAUGAAUAAUUUUAAACGGCAUUAUGAAACCAACCGGGCACCGUUCGGGAUGUACUACCAUUCCGCUUGGUUCAUACAUAAUUACCACAUGGAAGGCUUUAAGAAGUUUUUGGACACGGUACUGAGUAUGCCAGAUGUCUGGGUUGUGUCGGCUUCUCAGGUUAUUCAGUGGAUCCAAAAUCCCACACCAUUGUCGGUGAUCAACCAAUUCGAGCCAUGGAGCUGUAAUAAUCUCAACCGGCCAUCGCACUGUAACAAACCCAACGUGUGCCCAACAUUCUUCCGUGGAGGCAUGCGUUACAUAAGGACAUGCGAAGCGUGUCCAGAAAGUUAUCCCUGGAUCAAAAAUACUCACGGCGCCUCGCGCAAUACACAACCCAACACCGUACCCAGUCCAAAUAACGCUGUAUAAAUGGUUUUGAAUAAUGUAAUAAUUAUUUAUUAUGCUCACUCGGUGCAAUCAUACGCUGUAAGCUCUGGAGAAACUUUGUAUACAGUUGUAAUAAAAUUAUAAAAAAUUGUUACCCAAAUUGCUUUUCAAAGGAAGAAUGCGUUAGUAAUACAUUGAAAGUUAAACAUUUUUGUGACCUUUAUGAAUAUUUGCGUACUCGACACUUGGAUUUACUGCGCUGU
Paramacrobiotus metropolitanus is the source of this 4826-nucleotide messenger RNA. RefSeq lists its product as uncharacterized. Lineage: Eukaryota; Metazoa; Tardigrada; Eutardigrada; Parachela; Macrobiotidae. The record is from RefSeq and is a predicted model, not a curated record. Gene Ontology annotation, cellular component: extracellular region. Gene Ontology annotation, biological process: carbohydrate metabolic process. The transcript has 6 exons. Gene Ontology annotation, molecular function: hydrolase activity, acting on carbon-nitrogen (but not peptide) bonds; chitin binding. Bases 553 to 4605 code for a protein of 1350 amino acids.